Messenger RNA from Rhipicephalus microplus (southern cattle tick), 962 nucleotides. RefSeq names its product para-nitrobenzyl esterase. The record is from RefSeq and is a predicted model, not a curated record. NCBI's taxonomy places the organism in Eukaryota, Metazoa, Arthropoda, Arachnida, Ixodida, Ixodidae.
CAUCUCAAGCAAUCGAUAUCUGGCCGGGGCCAGACGACUUGAGCCACUGGUCUUGGAAUCAAUACAAGAAAUACGUCACUACAAGCCUCGACAGCUUCGGCUCCGGUAUCACACAGAUGGCCCUUCAGCUGUAUAACCUGACGAAUGCCACAGAUGCAGGAAACACGCCAGAGUUGGUGUACACGACAAUGGUGACCGACCUUCGUGUAGCCUGUCCAGUGGCGAACAUGGCUUCCAACCUGGCGAUGGCGUUCCAGUCGCCUGUCUACCGAUACGUGUCGGAAAUCCGCCCGUCCAAGCCGGUGAAGAUAUUAGGUCACGAGGCGCCAUACAGCCUGCACCCGUGGACGCUCGUGGCGUUCUUUGGCCUUCAGGGCCACUUUCUGGGAGAAGGUGAUGGUGAUGGCACUCUGCAAGAACCCGAGCUGGCUCUUCGCGACGUUGUCCGAGAAAUGGCACUGCAGUUUGUGCGCUCUGGUGGCCGGUCAGUGCCCGUGGCAGACUGGAUGAGGUAUCCGAAGACGGUUUCGCUGCUUCGAGGUGCCAACGCCACGUGGGAGGUAGUGCCAACCACCUCAUAUAAGAAGACCGAGUGCAAAUUCUGGACCUCGGAGGGACUGACCCAGUAUGCGUGGAUAAGCUAAGCGUUCCAAGCUCGAGCCCUGUACUAUAAUACACCGUCCGGAUUUGUUAGACGACGGGUGAGAAAAGUUGGUGCCGAUGAUUUUCUGUGCAGUAUAAUUUGUGUGCUUGCUGCCCCAUCCAAACAACUUCGGGCUCCGGAAAGUGGCGGUGUACGACUUCUGAAACAACUGCCAUGUACAUGCAGGUGUGGAGAAUAUGCCACAACAGAAAUACGUCUACAUGGUUUUAUUCAACCGUGUUCAAAGAAUGAAGUGCAAAUUACAAACUUCUCAACAGGAAACCUCAGUUGAAUGCUGAACAGUAAAAGCCAUCUUUAA